AUGACAGAGGUGCAGGAGAUGAUGGGCAUGCUGCCAUCGCUACUGCAGGCCGAGUCGGAAGGGCAAGGCCAGGAGGGGUCGGCGGCGCUGCAAGAGGGCGCCGCGGGUGCGGCGGAAUUGGGGGUUCCGCCGAGCAGCCACCGAGAGCUGUAUCCUGCGGUGGUCGUCAGGGAGGGCGACACUGCUGGAGGAGAGAGCAGCAGUAGGCCGGGCGUGGAAGGCGCCCUGGUGCGGGAUGUGGAGGUCCCUGCUGCAGGUGGGUUUGGUGCAUUCCAAGACACCAACUCUCUUCGUAGUACGUUCGGCAGUGCUUGCGUACAGCAGUCUGCUGCCGCUGGAGACACUGGUGAGAGUGUCACAGCAACCGAUCAAUCCAUUCAGGGGAGGUCGGGUGGAGAAUGCGGCACGGCGGAAGGGUCGUGUCCACUGUUCUGCCUUGCUGUAGUAGCGGGCGGGGCGCACAGAAGUCGCCGGAAUUGAUGGUGCAACAGAACGGACGGAGGGGCCGUGAAGUCGCGCAGUUUUGGCGCGCACUCCAUCUGCGGUAAGGCGGUGGAUCAACAUGAAAGGCGUUAGAGUAAUCGGCGCAACAGAACGGACGGAGGGGCCGUGAAGUCGCGCAGUUUUGGCGCGCAUUCCAUCUGCGGUAAGGCGGUGGAGCACCAGGACGGUAGAGAGACCGUUGGGCAGGAUUGCCGGAGACACUCAACCAUGGAUCGACCGCGCGACGGCGCGGGGGGGGGUGGGCGCCGUACAUGCUUGAUGCUGGCGGUGUUUUGUUAAGUCGAUCCAAGGCCGGCAGUAGAGGCCGGGUACGCCCUACCACGGUUGACACGCGCGACGGCGCGUCGGGGGGUGGGCGCCGAUCACGCGGGAGCGGGCGGCGUUUUUUUACCACAGCACGGACGGAGGGGCCGGGCCGUGGCUGUUCUGCCUCGUCAUAGGAGCGGGGGGAGUAGCAUAUUAAGUCGCGCGGAGGUGGCGCGCAACCAUCAGCCGGAGGUGGGUGGUGGAACGGGGCACAGCUAAGUGGGUGUCAUCAAAGUCGCGUGGGGAGGUGCCGCGCGCAUUUCAUCAGCCGGGAACGAGCGGUGGAGACAAGAAUGCGUCAGGAUGGACGUGAGGAAUUAAAGGCGUGCUUCGCCAUCAAGAUGUGUUGGUGGAGUAGUUGGAAUAAGCUUGGAUUUUGUUGUCUUGUUUUGUGUGGAGGUACCAGUUUGAGGUCGUGAUGAAAUUAAGCAAUUUGUAUUCGAGGAAAUUCUGUUCACUGUUGCGUGUUUCUUUCCGCCGUCAUUUGCGCGUUGUCUUGCACCCAAAUCGUGGUUGUUCUGAAUGUUUGUGUUCGUCGUUAUGCCAUUAGUGCAUCCUUCGCCGGUGACGUUGUGUUGCUGGUGAUGAUGGCAAAGUGUCGGGGGGUAGAGACGUUCACGUUGGUAGAAUUUGCCACCAUCACUCAUGUGUGGGGGCUACGCGGUUAUAUGUGACCCACGGCCUAAGUAGGAGGCGCAACAAGUGUUUUGUUUACCUGAGUUGUUGCAGAAUAAGGGAGGGUGGAAACGGGCGUGUUUCUUUUGAGAAUGUUACGCUUGGGGAGUACGCCCGGUCUUGGUAUUAUGCAACUUGACAGGUUGGUGUGUCGGGCAGGUAUGCAGUUGUUAGUGGAAGUCGAUUUGUUUUCACGUACGGAAGCAUGUUGGUUGUGUCUGUUUUGGGAAGCGACAUCUAGGUGAUGGCCAUGUGCGUGCUCCUCUGGGCGCCGGUGUUGUGCAAGGGAGGGCACUAGGCUUAGGUUCCUGGUGUGCUUGUCUAUAAUGCAGACAGCGUAGAUGCUUGGGGUUCGUAGUACAGCGUUACCAAGUUGCGGGGGGGCGUUUGUGUUUUGCGCAGUUGUGCUUGAAGGUUCAGUAGCAAGUUGAUGUAUCCUUGAUUGAAGGAGAACUGAGGAUUGAUUUGGUAGUUUGCAGAUGGUGGACCUUGUUUGAAGCAGGCUACAUUCGGCAGGUUGUAUAAUUCUCAAAAGCGGGCAUCCUUUGGAGAAUCGAGUUUGAUUGGUUUUUCAGUUUGAAACAGGUCAUGAUUUUGAGUUCGUGUAGGAUUGCAGAUGGUUGAACCGAAGGCAGGGAGAACGUACCUGUUCGAUGCAGUUUUCGUGUAGAAUGUAGAUAGACAGGGAGGGCGUUGCCUGAAUGUGUGUGACACCUGAAGAAUCAGUUGGUGCUGCACAGCAAGGAGUUCGUUCCAUCAUGUCGGAAGGAUUUGUCAGAGGCGUUGCUCGAGGUAGUAGAGCGUUGCCUAGAAUUUGUAAUCCGAGCGUCUGGAGUGGUUUUAUCUUUGUCUUCUUGCAGUACGGCCGUUGGAAUCAUUGGUGAUAUGGACAGCUAUUGGAUUUCGUUUGAGCCGUUGGAAUCUUUCGUGAUAUGAUCGGCGUGAGGCGCUGAAUUUCUGAGGGGUUUUGAUCCGGUGGCCGGGUUACCCCUUUACUUUUGGUUUGUCUCGAAAAGUAGCCGUUACGUAGGACGCAGCUGGGAAAACUUGAAGGGUAUGUGCUGAGAGGCUUUGGAUGAUAGUGCGGAGUCCCCGUGUUCUCUCGAGAAUUGGGGCCUCUCCUCCUUCUCCCU
Molecule: messenger RNA, 2618 nt
Organism: Ectocarpus sp. CCAP 1310/34
Lineage: Eukaryota; Phaeophyceae; Ectocarpales; Ectocarpaceae
Source: the annotation of a GenBank genome assembly